ACUCAGAGAGGGACAAGAAGAGGGUUGAAAGGAGCUAAAGACCAUCCUCAACCAGAAACAAGAGCUUAGAGUCAUCACUUCUGGAUCCAACUAUUUAUUUGGACUAAAGAAAAAAAAGAAAAAAAAGAAAAGAAAAAAAAUUGUGAAACUCGAGUUUUUAACCCACAGUAUCCAAGAAUUUUUUCUUUCAGAGAAAGACAACUACACAGACAUGGCGCCCUCUCUCGUUGUGGCCUACAGGAGGCGUUGGUGGAUGGCAGUGACGGCGGUGAUAGAGAACCUGCUGUGUUCAGCCGUCCUGCUGGGCUGGGCCUCUCUUCUCAUCAUGCUGAAGAGAGAGGGCUUCUACUCCCACCUGUGCUCAGUCAACAACUCUGUGGUCGUGCACUUGAACUCCACUGCCGACGGACACCCAGGCGAGUGGCACAGCUGCGUGGACCAGGAUGAGAUGUUGAAUCUGGCCUUCACCAUUGGUUCCUUCCUGCUGAGCGCCGUGACGCUGCCGCUCGGCAUUCUGAUGGACAGGUUCAGCCCACGGCCCAUCCGACUGUUUGGCAGUUCUUGUUUUGGUGCAUCGUGCAUCAUCAUGGCUAUAACUGCCUACAAUCCUACAUCUCUGUCGGCGCUCAUCUUCUUAGCCGUGUCCCUGAAUGGCAUCGGGGGAAUCUGCCUGACCUUCACCUCGAUCACGCUUCCCAACAUGUUUGGCCCUUUGAGCUCCACCAUCAUGUCUCUGAUGAUCGGCUCCUACGCCUCCUCUGCCGUCACAUUUCCUGCUGUCAAGAUGAUCUACGAGGCCGGUGCUUCGUUUCCCCUCAUCAUGUGGUUGUGGGCGGGKCUUGCAGGGCUGGUCUUCAUCAACUGUUUCGUUAACUGGCCCUCAGAUGGUUUCCCGUCUCCUGGCGAGGUGGACUACAGUAAGAUCCUCACGAGGCAGGAGCUGCCUUCAUCUGAGCAGAAGGCCGUGGGACGGAGUCUGAGUCAGAAAAACGGAGAUGUUCACCACUCCACAGAGAAGCUGCCUAACGGAACUGAAGCUACAGCCACAGAGGAAAAAUCUAAAGCUGCAGCCAAUACGGUUCGUUUCCGCCGCUCUGUCUUCUCCCCCAUCUUCUUGUGGAGUCUGGUAACGAUGGGGAUGACCCAGCUGAGACUCAUCUUCUUCAUGGGGGCGAUGAACAAGAUGCUGGAGUUCAUGGUCACCCACGGCCAAGAGCACCCUUCUGAUGAUGUGGUCACUGAGUCCACGAAUAAAGUGAGUUUCUACUCGUCCAUCUUCGGCACGCUGCAGCUGCUUUGCCUCCUAACGUGUCCUCUGAUUGGCUACAUCAUGGACUGGAAGAUGAAGGAGUGUGAGGAGGAGCAGAGUCCUGCAUGUGGGUCGGAGCAGAGACCUAAAAGGGACCGUAAGAUCCAGAAGCUGACGAACGCCAUGAGAGCUUUCAUCUUCACCAACUCGCUGCUGGUCGUGUUUGGAAUCUGCUGCCUGAUCGAUAACUUACCUCUGCAGAUCCUGACCUUCGUCCUCCACACCAUGGUCCGAGGCUUCAUCCACUCCUGCUGUAGCGGCCUUUACGCUGCCGUCUACCCGUCCAACCACUUCGGGACGCUGACGGGCCUCCAGUCGAUGAUCAGCGCCGUGUUCGCCCUGCUGCAGCAGCCCCUCUUCAUCCUCAUGGUGGGAGAGCUGAAGGGAGACCCCUACUGGAUCAACCUGGGCCUGCUGAUCUUCUCUCUGUGUGGCUACCUGCUGCCAGGUUACCUGUUCUACUAUCGCAGGACCCUCCAGAGACGGAGCACGCAGACCAAACAGCACCCUGGUCAGGAGCUGCAGGCCCUCAAAGCCAGCGAGGCCAACGGUCACAUGCCUCACAGCAACGGCUACGCUGCACUUGAAGCCUAAAGARCAACAGCCGAAGACCAGAGGAACGGAUUUAUUUUAGCUCCUUCAAAACAAACACUAGCAGCCCGCUCAUCCAGACAGCUUUAGGAUUUUUUUUAAAUUGUGCUCUUCUUAUUGGUCACUGCCAGUGCCCCKUUUGUUUGUUUGUAUGUUUGGAGAAAAGAUGUGUCGUCCACUGUCGCUGCUGUUUAUUUAUUGUGAUUCAGGUCCAAGAGCCAAAAAUCUGUGUCUGUUUUUAAAGCCAUAAACCUGAGCAGACACGGGGACAGGAUUUCGGAAUACUUGAAAUAACCGCUGUCGUUUUCAGACACUAAAGAUUCACGUUUUCAUGUGCCUCUUUAAAACUCUUAUUCAAAGCUUUAAAACAUCUAAAAGUGGUCUGAUUGGAGGACCAUACAAACCUCACACACACAAGAAGUGGUGAACUCUUUAGAGAACAUCUACCUCUGAUUUCCUUUUAUUGUCAUUGUUCUGCAAUAGAAUCUUUUAACAUCCAGUUAGAUUUUAAGGAAACACUAAUUUCAAUUUGCAGAAAGACCUAGAACGCUUGUUUUGCUGCUCGCUGCGUCMGUUUUAGACCUUUUUUUCAGAAGGGGGCGGAGUCUCAAUGUUGAGGAUGACUCUUUGCUGCCACCWUGUCGAUUUUUAGAACAAUUUGAGUAAAACCGACAGAUUUGUGGCAACUUUUGGUGUCGAAAGACGACUAUCGGUGCCGGCCAUCGACUUCCUGUAAGUUUGAUUUAAACCCRUCCAGUAGUUCACAAGAUAUUUAGCUAAAUAUGAGUUUUUUGUCCUAAAGAGAGCGGAUUAAUUCAGCUUUAAUAUUCCAGAAYGUUUUACUUACAGGAAGAAUAGACUUUAAUAAAAUAUGGCACCGUGUGAAUAUUUUCACUUUGUACAGCUUUUUGCGCAUUUUCUUUAAUUCUAGCAACGAAAAGGGAAAAAUGAUUUUGUAGGUGGCUCUGUAGAACAACGCUCCAAUGAUUCUGUUUUAUUCUAGCUCUGUAUUGUGUUAUUUUUAGCAAACCUUUUCUGUAGAUAGAAGUAGGGCAUGGAUUUUCGUACAUAUUCUGGUUGUAUUAUAUAUAUAUAUAUAAAUGGGUGUACAGUACAUGAAAUUUAAGCAGAGAAGUUUUUAGGCAAUUUUACAUCAAAAGUUUGUUUAGCAGGAAAGUAAGGAAAAAAGUAGCAACAAAAUGUCAUUUGUUGUACAUAGAGCUUUAAAAUCUUUUUAAAAUGUUAAUUUUUAACCAUUUGCUUCCCUUUUCUUUGAAGUGUUUUUAAAUGUAAUUGUUUUUCAGUGUUUGCCUCCAUGUCUGCCAAACUUUUUGCUUUUGUUUUCUCUGUAAACCAAAGUGGUCUCCUGGGACUGAAUAGUUUAUUAAUCAGAGCAGAGUCUGCCCUCAGGAGAGCAGACAGGAACAAAAUUAAUUUAAUCCUGCAGAACCGACACCAGGUUCAGGUUUUGUACGAGGUAGGAAAAAAAUAUCAGCAUUUCAGUGACGUCUCAAAGAGUUUGAAGGUUUUCGCCUGACAUGAGCUGUAUUUCAUAUUUCAUUAUUUAAACACGUCAUAAGUGGUCUGAUUGUCUCAAUCCUAAUUCAGGCAUAACUUUAAUAAUCUAAAGUUUUAAUAAGUUUAAUUUAGACUUGGAGCUCAUCCGUUUCUGUCAUUAAAGUGCUCAAUUUCUGCUUUCAGUCAACAGGUGUUGCAUUUGAUAAAUAAACGUUAAAACAGAA
Messenger RNA from Austrofundulus limnaeus, 3642 nucleotides. RefSeq names its product solute carrier family 43 member 1a (gene slc43a1a). Bases 212 to 1903 code for a protein of 563 amino acids. Gene Ontology annotation, biological process: transmembrane transport; neutral amino acid transport. NCBI's taxonomy places the organism in Eukaryota, Metazoa, Chordata, Actinopteri, Cyprinodontiformes, Rivulidae. The transcript is spliced from 15 exons. The record is from RefSeq and is a predicted model, not a curated record. Gene Ontology annotation, molecular function: neutral L-amino acid transmembrane transporter activity; L-amino acid transmembrane transporter activity.